AUGGGGAGCCCUCUGAAGUUCAAGGUCCUCAUUCUCAACCCCAACAGCUCCGGAGCGAUGACGGAGGGGAUGAAGACGGCCGUCUCCAGAAUGGCACUUUGCGAGAACUUGGACAUUUUCACAUACACCGCUCCCAACUUUGCACCUGACAGCAUCAAUGAUGACGAGGGGAUACAAGCCAGCACCGAAGCUGUCAUGUCAGACAUUCUGUCCGGUAAUCUCAACCCAAACAGCUACGAUGCCAUUCUUGUCGCAUGCUUUAGCGUCCACACCCUCGUGUCGAAACUCUCUUCGAUGACUAGAGCCGCCGUGACCGGUAUUUUUGAAGCUAGCCUACUUACGUCGCUCUCCAUCAUUGCACCACCAGGCGGGAGCGAGUCGUGGGGCAUUGUCACUACAGGGGCCUUUUGGGAGAAACAUCUCGGUGACGGGGUAAAAGCAUUCUUGGGGCAGGCUGCCGCACAGACAAAUGAUCGGUUUGCGGGUACCUUCUCCAGCGGACUGACAGCAGGCGACUUCCACACUGUGUCGCCUGCACAAGUUCAGGCCAAAUUAAAGGACGCCACUGCUCGUCUACUGAAAUCUUCUGAAGUUGGUUGUGUUGUCAUGGGAUGUGGCGGAAUGGCUGGGUUAGAGAGCAUCAUUCGAGAUACUGCUAUCGAGGUAUACGGACAGGAGCGAGGCCAGUCCGUCUAUAUUGUUGACGGUGUUCGAGCUGGUCUCUUGCAGCUCUACCAGAUCAUGCUCAGUAGACGCGAGUUUGCGUGA
Beauveria bassiana ARSEF 2860 is the source of this 768-nucleotide messenger RNA. Its product is annotated as hydantoin racemase. The transcript has 2 exons. The coding region runs from base 1 to 768 and encodes 255 amino acids. The record is from RefSeq and is a predicted model, not a curated record. Lineage: Eukaryota; Fungi; Ascomycota; Sordariomycetes; Hypocreales; Cordycipitaceae.